Molecule: messenger RNA, 2418 nt
Organism: Brassica napus (rape)
Lineage: Eukaryota; Viridiplantae; Streptophyta; Magnoliopsida; Brassicales; Brassicaceae
Product: KH domain-containing protein At4g18375
Biological process (GO): regulation of gene expression
Cellular component (GO): cytoplasm; nucleus
Molecular function (GO): mRNA binding
Source: RefSeq, a predicted model, not a curated record
UAUCUUUAGAACACGUCGCCGUCUUCUUCUUCCUCUUCUGGUACAGACAAUAAAUCUCUCUCUCUCUCUCCUCGUUUUCACAAACAGUUAGAGUUUUGUUUCUUCUUCAUCUCUUAAAAUCUCUGUACAGAGAAAAUAUCUUCAAUCCUCUCGCCUCUGUAAAUUUGCAAGAGACACAACAAUGGUUGAGCGUGGUAAUAAGAGAACUCAUAACCGUACUACCAGAGACGACAACAACAGGAACCAAAAGAGAAGACUUUCACACCAAACCGAAGAAAAACUCAACAACAAAGACGAUCUCGUCGUCUACAGAAUCCUCUGCCCUAGUGGGGUCAUCGGAAGCGUGAUAGGCAAGAGUGGCAAAGUCAUCAACACGAUCAGACAAGAAACCAGAGCCAGAAUCAAAGUCGUUGACCCUUUCCCAGGCUGUACCGAAAGAGUCCUAACGAUCUACUGCACGGUCAACGACAAGAAGGACAUUGCUGAAAUAGAGAACAGUGACCAGAUCGCCCCUUUGUGCUCUGCUCAAGACGCUCUGCUAAAACUCCAUGAUGCUAUCGUUGCUUCUUUAGCUACUGCUGCUGAGAACACUAAGAUAGGUAGAGAUGAUAUUAGAGAGUGCCGGCUUUUGGUACCGACUAGUCAGUGUUCUAAUGUGAUUGGUAAAGCUGGUUCGACGGUUAAGAAGGUUAGGAGUAGAACCGGAGCUAAUGUUAAGAUUGUCUCCAAAGAUGUCUCGGAUCCUUCACAUGCUUGUGCUAUGGAUUUUGACAACAUUGUUUCGAUAUCUGGAGGGGCUGAGUCAGUAAAGAAAGCACUGUUUGCUGUUUCUGCAAUCAUGUACAAGUUCAGUCCUAAAGAACAGAUUCCUCUUGACGCAACUGUUCAAGAAGCUCCUGCAAGUAUUAUAAUCCCAUCUGAUCUUUCCAUCUAUCCGCAAACCGGUUUAUACCAGAGUCAAGAUCCUAUCUUCCAACAUGGAGCCAAUGUACCAUCCUUUAUAGGCACACUACCACAGGGUUAUGGAGAAACCGCAACCCGGGUUUUCUCUUCCCCCGCUCUUCCUGUGGUUCAUCAUGGUACUUUUGGCGGCGGGUCUUCUUCUAGGCAAGAAGAGUUGGUUGUGAAAGUUCUGUGCUCUUCUUCCAACAUCGGUCGUGUUAUCGGUAAAGGAGGUUCGACCAUUAAGGGAAUAAGACAAGCGAGCGGGUCUCGUAUCGAGGUGAAUGACUCGAGGGCGAGGGCGAAUCAUGACGAGGACUGUGUUAUCAUUGUAACGUCCAAAGAGUCUCCUGAUGAUUUGAAGUCGAUGGCGGUCGAGGCUGUGCUUUUGCUUCAAGAGAAGAUAAACGAUGAAGACGAGGAGAAGCCUAAGAUGCAGCUCCUUGUGCCUUCUAAGGUGAUAGGAUGCAUUAUAGGGAAGAGUGGUUCGAUCAUAAGCGAGAUUAGGAAGAAGACGAACGCUAAUAUUUAUAUCUCGAAAGAGAAUAAUAAGUGUGCUGAUCUAAAUGAUGAGCUCGUUGAGAUAUCGGGUGAAGCAAGCAAUGUGAGGGAUGCGCUUAUUCAGAUAGUUUUGAGGCUUCGAGAUGAUGUUUUGAGAGAUAGAGAGACGACUGGUUUCAGGAACCAACAACCUCCUGCAAGAUCUGAGAAGAGUAGUUUCUUCUCUUCUUUGGAGAGAAGUAAUGCUGCUGCUCUUGCACUAACUCCAUCUUUCAUGUCUUCUGUUCCGCAAGUUUCUCCUGUGGAUUUUGAUAGGAGACCAGAGGGAGGCAUGAGCGGUGGACUCUAUGGUUAUGGAAGUUUUCCGGCGGGGGAUAACAGUUAUGGAUCCAACUCUUCAUACUCAUCCAGUAGAUAUGGAGGGUUGCCUCAUCCUUCUACUACAAUGGAGAUUCGUAUCCCGUCCAAUGCAGUGGGUAAAGUAAUGGGGAGAGGAGGAGGCAACUUGGACAACAUAAGAAGGAUAUCAGGAGCUAUGAUAGAAAUAUCUGAUUCAGAAUCUUCUUCACAUGGAGGUCGCAUUGCUCUCAUUUCCGGAACGCCUGAACAGAAGCGUACCGCAGAGAACUUGUUCCAAGCUUUUAUCAUGUCCACUUGAGUAGUUUUGCUCUGCCCCUGAAACCCCUUCUUCCGAAGAAGUGUGUUCCUGUCUUUCUAGCUCGCUCGCUCUCCUUCCAUCAAGCUCGUGUUUGACUAUGGUUGGAUCUGUAUUCUAUCAUCCAGACUUUCGAUAUUUCGAGCAUCCAUUCGGUAACUUUUUAUAUAGUUUCUCGUGCUAUAGACAUCUUAUAGUCUUUCUCAGGACCAUUCAUUCUCCCUUCCCUUGCGACCUGUUCGCUCAAUAAAUGAUAAUAUUAUCUCUGUGCAAUAGAAAACAAAUCGUUCUUGUUUCAAUCAAGCUAUAUGCUUAUUCUC